Messenger RNA from Branchiostoma belcheri (Belcher's lancelet), 3500 nucleotides. RefSeq names its product vascular endothelial growth factor receptor 1-like. Gene Ontology annotation, biological process: multicellular organism development; cell surface receptor protein tyrosine kinase signaling pathway; positive regulation of kinase activity. The transcript is spliced from 22 exons. The coding region runs from base 90 to 3365 and encodes 1091 amino acids. NCBI's taxonomy places the organism in Eukaryota, Metazoa, Chordata, Leptocardii, Amphioxiformes, Branchiostomatidae. Gene Ontology annotation, cellular component: signaling receptor complex. The record is from RefSeq and is a predicted model, not a curated record. Gene Ontology annotation, molecular function: ATP binding; transmembrane receptor protein tyrosine kinase activity.
AAACCCUUGUGGAUGGCAGUGAGAUUACGUAUGACAAAACGGUGGGCUUCACACUGUACAGCCCAACUCCACGGAACAAUGGAGGUCACAUGUGCAAGGCUACUGUCGGGAACAAGACUGUGGAAUCACAAACUUUCUACCUGUUUGUCUUUGGUGAGGCCCAGAUGCCGUACCCAAAGCUGACCACCAACAGUCCUCUGGUGACCGUAGGAGAGAGGUUCAAGCUGAAAUGUGAAGUUCGCGGCCCGCUGGACGGACUUCUGCACUUCAACUGGUCACUGCCUGGAGCUGAUGUUAUCGGAGGCCGUAUCAUCCAGAAUGACAGUAAGAAAGAAGAGGACUCGGGAAUAGAGCAUUACAUGCUGUUCACCAGCGUGCUGACUGUCCACGAGGCAGCCGUAGCCGAUGGUGGGGAGUAUGUCUGCCACGCUCGCAACCGCGCUGGGGCUGCCGACGCCAAGACUCGUGUCAACGUCUUGGAGGAUGGCUUUAUACACCUUGAAUGUGCUGAUGGCAACACUACGCAUGCCAUGGUGGGUACCAGUCACAAGAUCAUCUGCAGCGUCAACGCUUACCCUGAGCAAGUGAAUCUUACCUGGUACAAGGACGGCCUCAAAAUCAACAAGAGCGACAAUAACUUCCCCAUCAAAGUUCGUGGCGCGCGCCUCACUAUCCACAACGUGGCCCUGGAGCAUGCUGGGAUAUACACACUUGAGGCCAGCAACAGAGAUAUUACUGUCAGCAGCAGUGUACAACUGUUUACCUACGUGAAGCCUGCUGUACAGAUUGAGAAGAGUUCAGAUUUCCAGAAUGUGGGUGAGAAAGCCGUCCUGACCUGUACGAGCAAGGGACUGCCAGAGCCAAGGUGCAACUGGUUCUGGAAACCCUGCGGAAGCGAGAAUCCACUCAGGUGCGAGCCUUCGACGCAGGUAGCCUGGAGAGUGUUCCCGUUUAGGGACCAUCCCAACGAUCCACUUCAACUGCAGAAGGAAGUGUCAACCGAUGCAGACGGCACCAAGGUCUACUCCAGCCACCUCAUGUUGACCAACCCCACACAGAACGGCUUCUACAGGUGCACCACAGAAAACAGAUAUGGCAGGAGUGGAGCGAUGACGGAGUUUCUAGUCACUGACGUCCCACAUGGCUUCGGUGUGGAGUUUUCUACGCUGGACAGGAUAGAAGGCGACGAUAACGUCACGUUCAGUUGUCAGGCCAACAAGUUCAAGUUCACGAGUCCCACCUGGCACCGCGUAGACGCAGACAACGUGAUGAAAGCCGUGCCCACCUCAGCGCUCAGGACGGAACGUACGCCGUACUCCAACCGACUGGUUCUCACGCUGCGCCGUGCGGAGCUAGAGGAUGCUGGGAAGUACGUGUGCAUGGCCGAGAGUCGGGAGGUCGGAGGUCAGCUCAUGAAGGCCGAGACUCUCCUAAACGUUCAAGCAAUGGUUCCACCCACCAUGACAGCGGGAUUAUGGGACCGCAUCGUGGACGCCUCCAACACGACCUCCAUGUCGCUGACCUGCAGGUCGGAGGGCGUGCCCUCCCCGGAGAUCCGCUGGUUCCACGAGGGGUCGGAGGUCACCGAUGAUGUGGCCGGGAUUCGGCUGGAGGCGGGCGGCGAGCGACUUGUGGUGGAGCGGCUCUCUGCAAAGGAUGCUGGGAUAUAUACCUGCACUGCUGUGAACAGAGCUGGACGCACCUCCAGCAAUGGAACAGUUACUAUCGAAGGUUUACCCUCGGCUGUACAAGGGUUAAUGAGCACCGAGCAGAAAGUCCUGCUGGGCUGUCUGAUGGUGGUGCUGGCUGUGGUCUGUGCUGUUGUCGUGCUGCUGGUCUGGAAACUCCACAGGAGGAGGAAGCUGUAUCAGUACAUCUACAAGCUGGACCCAGACCUGCCCAUCGACGAGCAGACAGAACUGCUGCCCUACAACAGCAAGUGGGAGUUCUCACGCGAGAGGAUGAAGAUAGGUAAAACUUUGGGCCGAGGCGCAUUUGGACAAGUGAUGGAGGCGACAGCCUUCGGCAUUGAGAAGGACAAACAGUGCAGCACUGUGGCAGUCAAGAUGCUGAAGGAUGACGCGUCAUCCAAUGAGGUGAAAGCUCUCAUGGACGAGCUGAAGAUCCUGAUCCACAUCGGCCAGCACCUGAACAUAGUCAACCUGCUGGGUGCCUGCACAAAGGACGGCCCUCUCUAUGUGAUUGUGGAGUGCUGUAAGUACGGGAACCUUUCCAACUACCUGCGAGGGAAGCGGAAGGGCUUCGUGGAGUCGAAGGAUCAGCGGGACCGGUCCAGCUCCUCCGGGUACGACAACUGUCGCUACGUCGACAGCCCCAACGGGAAAUGUCUCAGGACGAUCAGCAAGGAAGGUCUGAUGAACUAUGACUACACCUGUGAUGAUGGAGAACCCCUGACUCUGGAGGACCUCGUGUCUUACUCCUACCAGGUGGCUCGCGGCAUGGAGUACCUCGCCUCCAAGAAGUGUAUCCACCGUGACCUGGCCGCCCGUAACGUCCUGCUGGCCAAACACAACGUGGUGAAGAUCUGUGACUUUGGUCUCGCCCGCAACGUCUACUCCAAUCCUGAGUAUGUCAAGAUGGGAAAUGCCCCCCUUCCUGUGAAAUGGAUGGCUCCGGAAUCCAUCUUCGACAGAAGUUACACCAUCCAGAGUGACGUGUGGUCCUACGGAGUGCUGCUGUGGGAGAUCUUUGAACUUGGUGGCUCCCCGUACCCUGGUGUUCAGAUCAACGAGGAUUUCUUUGACAAGCUUCGUCAGGGAUUCCGUAUGAGACAGCCCAAACAUGCUUCUGAUGACCUGUACCAGAUGAUGCUGGCCUGUUGGAGAAUGGAGCCCACCGAGCGGCCGACCUUCACUGACCUUGCCGAAACCAUGAGCAACCAGCUGGAGGCAACAGCUGAACAGGAGUACCUUGACCUUUCACCUGAGAUCCAUGACGACGAGGAUUCUGGGAUACCGAGCUCGCCCACGGAGGCGGACAGCUUCCUGCCGACCUUCCCCGCGGACAUCGAGGCAGCGGCACGACAAACAUCCCGUCCCGCCAGCGGUAACUACGACAACAGUAACUACGACAACAGCCGGCCUGAGAGACACUCGUAUGGAGACAUUGUGGAUGAGGAGGAGGCUGUGAAGAUUCUGAUGGACCAUCCCGGGCAGCGGGCGAGCUACCAUAGCGAUCCCAAGGCCCUGGUAUCCAACAGCGUGAGUCUGGGCAUGCGGAAAGGCCAGGGCAGCAGCAAGAGCAACGAUUCGGUGUCGUCCAGCGGGUCCCAUAAUUCCAGCGGUUUCCACUCCUACGAUGAAGCACCACCAGACUACAACACCGUCGUCACGACUGAUGUUUAAGAAUAAAAAAUGGAGGCAAACUUCCUUGUUACGUACAGGCUGUACAUUGAUAGCAUCUACCAGGCUUCGGGAGGCGACUGGAAAGAGUCAUUAAGAAGAAGAAAUUAGCCAAAUAGAGAGAUAACAUACCAUGGG